Candida tropicalis MYA-3404 is the source of this 450-nucleotide messenger RNA. RefSeq lists its product as uncharacterized. Bases 1 to 450 code for a protein of 149 amino acids. Gene Ontology annotation, cellular component: membrane raft; late endosome membrane; Ragulator complex. The transcript has a single exon. The record is from RefSeq and is a predicted model, not a curated record. Gene Ontology annotation, biological process: positive regulation of MAPK cascade; cellular response to amino acid stimulus; lysosome organization. Lineage: Eukaryota; Fungi; Ascomycota; Pichiomycetes; Serinales; Debaryomycetaceae.
AUGGGAUCGUGUCUAUCAUGUCUAAUAGGAAAUAGUAACGAUGAUGAGUAUAAUGAAACAUCGUCAUUAUUAAGAAACCAACAUUUGCAUCAACAAUAUUCAUCGGAUUAUUUGCAAGAAGAACAAAUAAUGAAACAACAGCAAAGACAACAAGAGUUGACCUCUAUUGUCAAUGAAUUGAAUGAUAAACUUAUUGAUGUGACUUCUUUCUUAAAUGGUAGUAGUUCUUUGCAUAGUGUCAGUAACAACAAUUUAAGUAUUAAUUUGAAUGGCAACUCCAGUGGAGAUAAUCUAGAAAAUGAAGAUGAUAAUGGGCAUACAAAGACAUUCCCAUAUGUUUAUUCAAAGCAAGAAAGGGAUGAAGUGGCAAAUAAAGCUAAUGCUGUUGGAGAUGAUAUCAAACAAACUUGCAAGAUAACAUCACUGGAACCAUUAUAUAUUAAAUUUUAG